Messenger RNA from Nomascus leucogenys (northern white-cheeked gibbon), 4149 nucleotides. It is a transcript of the gene FCHSD1, whose product is annotated as FCH and double SH3 domains 1. NCBI's taxonomy places the organism in Eukaryota, Metazoa, Chordata, Mammalia, Primates, Hylobatidae. Gene Ontology annotation, biological process: neuromuscular synaptic transmission; regulation of actin filament polymerization. Gene Ontology annotation, molecular function: protein binding. Gene Ontology annotation, cellular component: neuromuscular junction; recycling endosome. The record is from RefSeq and is a predicted model, not a curated record.
ACUCCAGCCUGGCAACAGAGCAAGACUCCAUCUCAAAAAAAAAAAAAAAAAGAGUGAUUGUGGAGAUGGCCUUUGGACUGGGUGGAUGGGGAAGGCAUCUGUGAAGAGUUGCAAAGUAAGGGAAAGAAGCUGUUGGAGGAGACAGAUGGAAUGCUGGAAGGAGAAGAUUCUGGAGAAAGAAAGCAGGCAUGAAGAACGCUCUGCACUGGAAGGGACUUGGUCUACCGAGGGAACAGCAAGGAGGCUGGAGCACAGUGAGCAGACAGUGGGAGGAGAGUACAGGCUGAAGUAAGAAAGACCAGCAGGGUCUUCCAGGCAUAGCCUUGAAGGCCAUGGAUUCUAUUUGGAUUUUAUUCUGAAGCAAGUGCAUUUUAAGCAAGUAAAUCAUGAGAUCUUAUUUCCCUUUAAAAAAGAAAAAAAAAAGGUUGAUCACUCUGAGUGCUGUGUGAACAGUGGGUUGGGGUGAGGGCAGUGUGGAAGCAAGGAGACCAGAUAUUAGACCAGAAGUCUAAUAAUGGGGGCUUGGACUAGGAUGGUGGUCUUGGAAAUUGAGGAAAGUGGAUCAAGGUUUUUGUUUGUUUAUUGUUGUUUGAAAUAGCACCUGUAGGACUUACUGACGGAUAGAAUGUAGGGGUAGGAGAAGGCACACUGACUCUGGGUUUCUGACUUAACUGACUGGAGGAAAUGCGGUGCCAUUUAAAACGUUAGGCGGGGAGGAUCAGGCUGAAGGAGCUUUAAAAGCUUUAAAAGUUGAGGUUCCUAUUAGAUAUACUAGCAGAGGUGUCAGUGGGGAGUUGGAAUGUGAAUCUGGAGUUUUGAGCCAUGUCAGGGGUACUGGGAGAGGUGCCUGAGCCAAAGAAGCUUAGGUGAGGAGGAUGGGGAAUGGGGGAGAGGCUCCUCAGGAAGCAGUGCUAGGGCUGGAAGAUCCUAAAGGUGGCAGGGGCUUCCUGCGCAUCUCCCAGCUCUCGCCGACUCACUGGUGUCGUUUAGUUUUCAGUGGGGCCCAGUCUUUUUCCCUUUGGGCCUGGUUCCUUCCUGGAUCCAGGCAUCUUUCUCACCCCGCUCACGCUGGCUUUUCCAGUUAAGCGGGAAUUAGGAAAAGAUCUGGGACCAGCCCUCUCUUCGUCAGAUGCAUCUUUGCUCAGGUGCCCAGUGACUCAGUUUGCCUGGUCACACAUUGAAUUCCUCGCCAUUCCUCAUCAUUAGCUCGGGGACUGGUGAUCUACAUAUGCAAAUGAAUAAUUAUCAAUAAUUACAGGCUGAAUCAGUGGCUACACUACAAAUAGAACUCAGGCGUCUUUACUCAGAUGCCUGGGGUUCUUCCCACCGCCCAGCGGACGCUGCGUCCGCCCCGCCAGCCGGACCCUUCCGGCGUAUUCGCAGCAGUAACAGGUUUAGUUUUUCUGCGGCCCCCUCUCGCUUCCGCGCCCUGCGCCGUCGCUGGACAAGUCGUGGGCGGGCAGAGGGCGGGGCCUGACCUGGCCUGGGGCGGGGCUCCAUAGUGGGCGGGGCUUCCUCGAGUUCCGGAGUCCAGUCGCUGGCCGCCUUGCUGGAGCGGAGAUGCAGCCGCCGCCCCGAAAAGUGAAGCCCGCCCAGGAGGUGAAGCUUCGCUUCCUGGAACAGCUGAGCAUCCUUCAGACCCGGCAGCAGAGGGAGGCGGAUCUGCUGGAGGAUAUCAGAUCCUACAGCAAGCAGAGGGCAGCCAUUGAACGGGAGUAUGGGCAGGCACUCCAGAAACUGGCUGGCCCAUUCCUGAGGAGGGAAGGGCACCGGAGCGGCGAGGUGGACAGCAGGACAGUGUCCGGUGCCUGGCGCUGCCUGCUGGAUGCCACCGUGGCUGGGGGCCAAACCCGGCUCCAGGCGUCCGACCGAUACCGUGACCUAGCAGGGGGUACAGGGCGGAGCGCCAAGGAGCAGGUGCUUAGGAAGGGAACAGAGAACCUCCAGAGGGCGCAGGCCGAGGUGCUGCAGUCUGUCCGGGAGCUGAGCCGAAGUCGGAAGCUGUAUGGGCAGCGGGAACGUGUGUGGGCCUUGGCACAGGAGAAGGCAGCUGAUGUCCAGGCCAGGCUAAACCGAAGUGACCAUGGGAUCUUCCACUCUCGGACCAGUCUCCAGAAACUGAGCACCAAGCUGUCCGCCCAGUCAGCCCAGUACUCCCAGCAGCUGCAAGCGGCCCGCAAUGAGUACCUGCUUAACUUGGUGGCUACCAAUGCCCACCUCGACCAUUACUACCAGGAGGAACUGCCAGCUCUGCUCAAGGCCCUGGUCAGUGAGCUGUCAGAGCACUUGAGGGACCCCCUGACCUCCCUGAGCCGCACUGAGCUGGAAGCCGCAGAGGUCAUCCUGGAGCAUGCCCACCGCGGAGAGCAGACAACCUCCCAGGUAAGCUGGGAGCAAGACCUGAAGCUGUUUCUUCAGGAGCCUGGCGUAUUUUCCCCCACCCCACCUCAGCAGUUUCAGCCAGCAGGGACUGAUCAGGUGUGUGUCCUGGAGUGGGGAGCAGAAGGCGUGGCUGGCAAGAGUGGCCUGGAGAAAGAGGUUCAGCGCUUGACCAGCCGAGCUGCCCGUGACUACAAGAUCCAGAACCAUGGGCAUCGGGUACUGCAACGACUGGAGCAGAGGCGGCAGCAGGCUUCAGAGCGGGAGGCUCCAACCAUAGAACAGAGGUUACAGGAAGUGCAAGAGAGCAUCCGCCGGGCACAGGUGAGCCAGGUGAAGGGGGCUGCCCGGCUGGCUCUGCUGCAGGGGGCUGGCUUAGAUGUGGAGCACUGGCUGAAGCCAGCCAUGACCCAGGCCCAGGAUGAGGUGGAGCAGGAGCGGCGGCUCAGCGAGGCUCGGCUGUCUCAGAGGGACCUCUCUCCAACCGCUGAGGAUGUUGAGCUUUCUGACUUUGAGGAAUGUGAGGAGACGGGAGAGCUCUUUGAGGAGCCUGCCCCCCAAGCCCUGGCCACUAGGCCCAUCCCCUGCCCUGCACAUGUGGUAUUUCGCUAUCAGGCAGGGCGUGAGGAUGAGCUGACAAUCACGGAGGGUGAGUGGCUGGAGGUCAUAGAGGAGGGAGAUGCUGACGAAUGGGUCAAGGCUCGGAACCAGCAAGGCGAGGUAGGCUUUGUCCCUGAGCGGUAUCUCAACUUCCCGGACCUCUCCCUCCCAGAGAGCAGCCAAGACAGUGACAAUCCCUGCGGGACAGAGCCCACAGCAUUCCUGGCACGGGCCCUGUACGGCUACACCGGACAGAGUGCAGAGGAGCUGAGCUUCCCUGAGGGGGCACUCAUCCGUCUGCUGCCCCGGGCCCAAGAUGGAGUAGAUGACGGCUUCUGGAGGGGAGAAUUUGGGGGCCGUGUUGGGGUCUUCCCCUCCCUGCUGGUGGAAGAGCUGCUAGGCCCCCCAGGGCCACCUGAACUCUCUGACCCUGAACAGAUGCUGCCGUCCCCUUCUCCUCCCAGCUUCUCCCCACCUGCACCUACCUCUGUGUUGGAUGGGCCCCCUGCACCUGUCCUGCCUGGGGACAAAGCCCUGGACUUUCCUGGGUUCCUGGACAUGAUGGCACCUCGACUCAGGCCGAUGCGUCCACCACCUCCCCCGCCGGCUAAAGCCCCGGAUCCUGGCCACCCAGAUCCCCUCACCUGAAGGCCAGGGAAGCCUUGACCCCCAGUGAUGCUGCUGCCCUUAUCUUCAAGCUGUCAGACCAUACCCUCAAUGAUCCAGAGCAACACAGCCAAAAGCUGGAAUCUCCCUUAUUUCCACCCUCACCUCCAAGGGUGGAAACUUGCCCCUUCCCAUUUCUGGGGCUGGAACCCACUCCUUUUUUUCCCAUUGUCCUAUCAUCUUUAGGACUGGAACUACUACUUUCUUUUCUGCCAUCACCCUAUCUAGCGUGGUGAAAUGCCUGAAAUCUCUGGGACUGGAAACCAUCCAUCAAGGUCUCUAGUGGUUUUGGCCUACCUCUUUCCCCACCCUGGCUCCGUGACCCACCCCACUCUGGAUGCCAGGGUCACUGGGGUUGGGCCGGGGAGAGGAACAGGCCUUGGGAAUCAGAAGGAGCUGGAGCCAGGAUGCAAAGCAGCUGUAAUGGUCUGAGCAGAUUUAUUGACAAUGAAUAAAGGGCACGAAGGCCAGGCCUGGGCCUGGGCCUCUUGUGCUAAGAGGGCA